This is a messenger RNA of Alosa sapidissima (American shad), 773 nucleotides long. It is a transcript of the gene mrpl51, whose product is annotated as mitochondrial ribosomal protein L51. Lineage: Eukaryota; Metazoa; Chordata; Actinopteri; Clupeiformes; Clupeidae. Gene Ontology annotation, molecular function: structural constituent of ribosome. The transcript has 4 exons. Gene Ontology annotation, cellular component: mitochondrial large ribosomal subunit. Gene Ontology annotation, biological process: translation. The record is from RefSeq and is a predicted model, not a curated record. Bases 156 to 551 code for a protein of 131 amino acids.
CUUCGCAAUGCAUUAUGGACAGCGACUGCUAGCUGCGUGCCCUUGCAGCACUUGAGUUGUGUUUUGAAUGAUGUCUGUGCUAAGAACGAUAUUGAUUUAGUACAAUUUUACAAUAUUUUAACAUCAACAUCUUUGGUUUGAGGUCCAAAGGGAAUAUGUCCGUCUUUGAGGCCCUGGUCAGAGUUGGACUCACCGUCUGCCACAGAUCAGUAGCCCUACAGCAGUGCAGCAGACAAUUUUCCACAAGUAUGUGCGCUAGAAUACGGAUGCAUUCCAUCCCUGAGCCAAAGGUGGUCGACAGAUGGACAGAAAAAAGAAGCAUGUUUGGAGUUUAUGACAACAUAGGGAUUUUGGGAGAUUUCAAAGUGCAUCCCAAAGACAUUGUAAAGGCACCUGUCUGGCUUAAAGGUUUCAGUGGUAAUGAACUGGAACGCUUGAUCCGAAAGAAAAAGAUGGUUGGAGACAGGAUGAUGACAGAUGAUCGGCACGAUCUGGAAAAACGCAUCCGUUACCUGUACCGUCGUUUCAACCGCUACGGGAAGCAUCGUUAAUUAUAUUUAUGGACAGUGUAUGAAUUGGACUGAUGUUUUUUUUUCCUCUGCAAGUUUUGUUUUCUUUUCCUAUUUUUCUUUCCUGCAGUGUUUUUUUUUUUUUAUGUGCAACUGCAAUGCGAUUUGGUAUUCUUCCAGUUUCAACAGAAUGUUUUGGCAACAUUUUCAUUUGAAAUUCUGACUUGUCCUUAAUCUUGUAAAUAAAUAUGAUAUUCCAAAAGG